Molecule: messenger RNA, 3842 nt
Organism: Closterium sp. NIES-65
Lineage: Eukaryota; Viridiplantae; Streptophyta; Zygnematophyceae; Desmidiales; Closteriaceae
Source: the annotation of a GenBank genome assembly
AAACCCUCUCAGCGAUGGCAGAGGAGGUGGUGACACAGGAGGCGACGCUCUUCCUGCUGCUGCUCUACUCGCCCGCCUUUAAGAACGUCUUCUCAGCGCUGCUCAUUCGCCAGUACCCACUCCUCGUGCUCUCCGUGCUUCCAGAUCACAACCCCUCCGCCCGCUUCAUCAAAAUCGAAAAGGCUCUGGACCGAGUGAUGGUACAGCUGUUCAACAUACCCGAGGUCACCAUGCACUGGGUGCUCUCAGGGGACCUCCUCCACCUCUUCGUCUCUGUCUUCUGCCGAGUCAUACAAGCCGCCAAAUCGCCGACAGGGAUGCUGAAUUGUGAGAGUCCCAUCAUCUGGCCUCGGGAAACAGUGAUGCAUGGCAAUCUGCAUCCGCUCUACUCACGCCCGCUGCACGACAUGCGCCUCAUCUUCUCCCACACGCCUGUCGUCAACUACCUCCUCACUCAGCGCCUUGAUUGUCUAGCUGACCUGCUGCUUACGCUCUCGCUGCUACAGGGCAUGAACCCGUACGUGCGCUUUGAGUAUGGCGACCCUACUGAAGGCACCCGGUGGACUAAAGCCGUCACUCUGGAGAUGUUGGUGAUUGGUCUUAUCGACACCAUCACAGAGCGCUACACCGCCUCCCCCUCCACCCUCCCCACCACCAUCCUCGCCCCACCUGCUGGGAACACUGGAGGAGCGGCAGAUGCAUCAGGAGGGGAGGGGCGAGGAGGGGCGGCAGGAGAGGGAGGAGUGGAUGCGGAGCAUGCUCUGCUGAAUGGGGCACGGAUUGCACUGCAGGCCCUGCUUGCUUGGCUGGUCAAGAAUCAGAUCAAGGCGGAAGAUACAGGGAGCAAGUCAGUCGCCAUGUCGCUGCACCUGCCGCUGCAUCGCAUUCUCUCCCUCUUCUUCGCCUCCCUUGUUCACAUUGCUGCUCACACUGUGCCUUCUACUGCUGCUGCUGCCGGUGGUGCUGCUGGUGUGGCUCGUUCUGGCAAUGGUGAUGGGGGCGAUGGGUCAGGGCCAGCAGCAUCAGUGGCUCAUUUGCGCCGACUGCUGCCACUUAACAUGCGCACAGAGUGCCUCACGCUGCCCCCUGUCCGUCCUCCCCCUCGCUCGUCCCUCCAUGACAGGUUCUGGCUAUGGCGGAACAUCCGCUUCGCCUCUUCGCCUGGAUGGCUCAGGUUCUGGCUAUGGCGGAACAUCCGCUUCGCCUCUUCGCCUGGAUGGCUCAGAAUUCACUCGCCUGUCGUUACUUCUGCUCCGUCCCUCCCUCUUUUCUCUCAGCUUCAUGACACCUUCAGCAAAACCAUCCAAUGCGCUUCUGCCACGUCAUCAUCCUCGUCAUCUGCCCCCCCAAGUGCUGACUGGACAGCAGCAGAGCUCAGCCGAUUGGCUGAUCUGCUCAAGCUUGUCCUGCUGAUCAUUCGAGACCCCAAGCACACGGGUUUCCCAGAGGACUAUGUGUUGCGGUACCAUGUGAUCCAGUGGCUUGCAGUGCGUGACCGCACUCACAGCGAUCUCUCGCAACAACUUGGUUCCUCUCUUGCCAGUCUACCGCACCUCAGUGCGGUCCUCCAAGACGUGGCAGAGCACCACGUGCCCAGGCGCCUGCAGCAGCGCGGCUACUUCCAGCUGAAGCCCGCCUGCUGGGAGGAGUUUGACCCACUCUUCCCGCAUUUCUCGCUUUCAGAGCUAGAGGAGGCUCAGGAGCGGGCAGAGAAGCUGGCGCCCAAGGUGCGCUUCUGGCGAGUGCAGUGCCCGCAGCGACAGAUGGCGCCGUUUGAUAGGCUGCCAGACAUGGCUCACACCGAGCCAUGCCACAUUGUGGUGCGCUGUGCUGUUGCGUGCGCCGCCCACCUGCUCGCCUCCCGCAACCCAGCCCACAGCACGCAAGCAGAAAACAUCGCUCUCCUUGCCACACAGCUCGUGACUGUCGCUGCUACUGAUGCCAGGUCCAACCCAAGCUGGCUGUGGAAGGAAGCUAUGGUGCUGGGCGCACCAGUAUCCUCCUCCCCUUCCCGGCCUCCCGUGUAUCCCCCCGGCUUAUAUUCGACCAAGAAACCUGGCAGCAGUGGGAGCAGUGGUAGCGGUGGCAGUGGUGGGAGUGGGGGCGGUGGGGAGAGUGAGUGGGAUUCAGAGCGGUUGCAGUCUGUCAGAUCCCGUUCCUCUGGCGCUGCUGCUGCUGAUGAUGAUGAAGAUCGAUCGCCGCGAAGGCCUGCCUUUCGGGCGGAUCAGGUGCCUCUCGGGCAUGAACGCCGAGAGGAAGGAUCUGCACAAGGAAGAGCCGGCGGAUCGGAAUUGGCCAUGGUGAGGAGUGAUCCGUGGCGGACGGAAACGCGCCAUGGGGGUGGCAAUCUGGGAUAUCGCCAGGAGACGGGAGCGUAUCGCUCGCCGGAUGCAAGUUAUCGCCGUCGCGAAGAUCGGAGGCGCGGGCGAGGCUUGGAAGGACUGUUUUCGGGCCGAGAGGGAGACCUCAACGCUGGCGGAGUAGAAGAAAGCGACGCGGCGGACACCUCGCAGGAGUCCGAGCACGGCGAUGCGGCGGAGAACGGCGCCGACGGCCGGAAGGAGGACGUGAGCAAGCAGCGCGACGUGCCUGCAGAAGCAACAAAAGCAGAUCUCGCGCAGGCGAGCGUGGCGGCAGAGACAAGCGCGGUGGAGGCGGACGGAACGAGCGGUGCUCGAAACCCGCCGCGCAACGGAGAGGAGCGUGGCAGCGGGAGGCGUAGCAGCAGCUCGCGCUCUCCAGAUUUGCGUCAGCAAUGCGACGCGGGAGGCGGCGACGGCGUGCGCUCGCCAGAUCACCGGCGCACUUGUGAUGGGGGGCGCGGCGACGGACAUGCGCUCGCCAGAUCCGCGGCUGCACUCGUGAUGGGGGACGCGGCGAUGGUGUGCGCUCGCCAGAUCCGCGACGCACUCGUGAUGGGGGAAGCGGCGACGGCGUGCGCUCGCCAGAUCCGCGGCGCACUCGUGAUGGGGGACGCGGCGACGGCGUGCACUCGCCAGAUCCGCGGCGCACUCGUGAUGGGGGACGCGGCGACGGCAUGCGCUCGACAGAUUCCGCGGCGCACUCGUGAUGGGGGACGCGGCGAUGGUGUGCGCUCGCCAGAUCCGCGACGCACUCGUGAUGGGGGAAGCGGCGACGGCGUGCGCUCGCCAGAUCCGCGGCGCACACGUGAUGGGGGACGCGGCGACGGCGUGCGCUCGCCAGAUCCGCGGCGCACUCGUGAAGGGGGACGCGGCGACGGCAUGCGCUCGCCAGAUCCGUGGCCGCUGCAUGAGAGGAGACACGGAAGUGGAUACCACUCGCCAGAUUCGAGGCAACACCGGGACAGUGGGCGCGGGGGCAGCACGCACUCACUAGAUCCGCGGAGAAAUCGCGACGGGAGAAGCAGAGGGGAUUCGCGCUCGCCAGAGCCUCGUUACUCGCGUGAUGAGAGACGCGGAGGAGGCAAUCGCUCGCCGGACAUGCAACGGUACCGUGGAGAGAAGUGGGGAGACAAGGCGCACUCGCCCGACUGGCGCCUGCGUCAUGGGGAAAGCCGGGGAGGCGGAUAUCGCUCACCGCAUCGGCAGCAGAGCAGGGAUGGGAGGCGCGGUGGUGGGUCUCGAUCGCCUGGCCGGUAUUGGCAGCACGACGGAAGAUGUGCCGGACAGGGAGGGCGGGAGCAACAUGGCGAUAGAGAAGAAAGCAGUGGGCUGGUGCACAGCCUGGAGCGAGCCAAGGAAGCAAGGGAGGGCCUACAGCGGGCAAAAGGAAGGGGAGCAUCAGGGAGAUCGGUGGGAGGGCCGAGCGAGGCAUGGGGAGAAGGAAGGGGAGGCACGGCCGUGGGCAUGAGGGUGGAGUAG